AUGGUCAACUUCGAUCGGAUCCUCACACUCAUCGACUCAACUAUCAUGUCCAUCAUUGACCGUCCCAGUCCCAAGUGCCAGCAAGGCUAUGCCGAAAACAACUCCCAUGGAGAAGUUGGCAUGGAACCAAUUCAUGGAGCAUCGGCUCAAUUGAACGGCGGCAAAAUUUAUCCCAUUUAUCCCAAUGAGGAGACGAAACUCGACAGAGGACCGAUCGUGCGCUCAAUGAGAUACCGGCGACGAAGCAAAACCGCUGGUGCCGGUAGGUCGGUACUGGAUCUGGGGAAGUCUCAUGGUUUCUUCCUAGAAUGUGCUCCAACAGACGAUCGAUUGAAAGAACUAGGGAAGCGGUGGCUCAUUCCCGAAUUUCUCCGCCGACGAUUGCUAUACUGCGGUCCUUUCUUCAUACGGUUCGAGGAGGCUGAGUCACGGAACCACCUUGGAGGAGGUGCUUCAAGACUCGUUACCAAGAACCACCACGAGCUGUCGGACUCCUUAUACGAUGGCAGUAGCGAGGGUUUUGCCGAGCAAAUGGGGAGAGCAUGGCCCGAGUCAUUUGGAUCACUGAUCACGCAACAUGAACAAGCCCCUCGGUUCCUGUGGAAGUGUGAUGCGCCGCACGUUGACGACAACACAGAAUACGUCUGUCGAAAAUCCGCGAUGCAAGGCGAGCGCCAACUCCUCGAGGUUCUCUUUCGGGGAUUCAAGAUCUAUCAUGGGCCUUCAGAUGAUUUACUGUGGCAAGUCAUGCCAAAAAUCACCACCAGCGUUUUGUCCAUGUCAACAAUUGCUUUUCUUGAGAGCCUGUUUGCCCCAACCCACAUCAGCCACGUUGGGCUGGGGACUCUGAGUGACAGGUUCCCCAUCCAGGCCACUACACCUGUUCUCCACAGCACAGGAGACUUUGGCGAGGGCGAUUGGCUAUGCGUCCGGUUCAACAUGCGCGCCUGCAUUCCCGAUGAUGGAAGCCACCGCGCCAAGCGAUUCAAGAACGGGCAUGGCAUCUCCCCCGAGAGUCUGGGCUUUCCUCUCAAGCGCCAGACAGCCCGGAUCCCGGGAUUUUUCGGGGCCAAGGACCAGUUCGCCGUUGAGUACCUUCUAUCUGUCGCGAUUGUGAUGAGGAAGAGACUGCAAACGCGCGCGUCAUCCAUCGUCAAGCACAGCGUGGUAGUCUGGUUGGACUACCAGACUGACUUUGACAGCAGCGCCGGACGUGGGUCUCUUUUCCCUGCGCUGUCUGACAGGGUCGAUCUGGAUCUGAAGCUCAAAGACUGCGGAGCCGGGGGAGACGGUAUCUUCGAGUUCCUUGUUGUGCUGGUCAGAGCGAUAAACCACUGGAGAGUAUGCUGGGACGUGACUAUGGGCCGGAUCGACGAUUUUGUCAGCAUUCAGCUCCAAGAUACCCUGGAUAGGAGGAGGUGGGAAACGCUUAUGUUUGACGACUCCUUUCAACAAUCGGAGCAGUAUUUCACCGUGCUUCAGCUGCUGCGCAUCUUCCACGACUAUAUUAAGGAGGUAGAAGAAGGCAUCGAAGACCUAAGAGAGGAGCUGCUUAGCCAGUGCAGAUCAUGGAAAGCCUGGCGACAGCGAUACACAGCAGAGGAUGAGAAAGCGUGGCCCUUGGACAUGCAAAACCUGGAAGCCGACCUCGAGAGCAUCAAGGGUUUCUUCGACCUUCGAGUUGUUCCCCUGAAAGAACGCCUGGAAAGGAAGAAGAUCGAAGUGGAAAGUCUACGAGAUGGUCUCCUGAAUGCUGCCUCGCUUCGUGAGACUCUCAAGGCGAAGACGCUGAACUUGUACAUCGGGGUCUUCACCUUCGUGACGGUGCUCUUCUCCCCACUGGGCUUCAUGGCGGCCUUUUGGGCAAUACCAUUCUUGGCACCAAGCUCCCAGAAUGCAACACUGGGGGGUUUUGUCACCAGUUUCGUGGCUGUGCCCGUGAUCACGUACCUGGUAUCUGCUGCGUUCAUCGUCUACGUCUGGGGCCGCUCAUCUCGCAGCGUCGGGGAAUUCGUUUACGACCAGGUCCUAGCGGCGACAUGGGCUGUUUAUGGAAGGACGGUCAUGGCUCUGAAUCAAGUGCUGCUUGUAGCCAAGGGGGUUUGGGGCCGCUCACCUCGCAGCUUGAGAAGAUUCGCUUACGACCAGUUCCUAGCGGCACCGUUGGCUGUUUUGAGUUGGACGUUCUUGGUUUUAGAUCUGCUCCGGCGCGUAGCGGAGAGAGUCUGGAGCCUCUCACCUCGCAGCUUCGGAAGAUCCGUUUACGACUGGAUCCGAGCGGCGACGAGAGCCGUUUGUGGAAAGACGGUCAUGGCUUUUAAUGAGCUGAUGCACGUCGCCAAGACGAGGAAGAAUACACCAUCCGACCACAGCGGUUUGACUACACGGGUUUGA
This is a messenger RNA of Anthostomella pinea, 2394 nucleotides long. The record is from the annotation of a GenBank genome assembly. Lineage: Eukaryota; Fungi; Ascomycota; Sordariomycetes; Xylariales; Xylariaceae.